Messenger RNA from Sus scrofa (pig), 6492 nucleotides. It is a transcript of the gene DNAJB14, whose product is annotated as DnaJ heat shock protein family (Hsp40) member B14. Lineage: Eukaryota; Metazoa; Chordata; Mammalia; Artiodactyla; Suidae. The record is from RefSeq and is a predicted model, not a curated record. Gene Ontology annotation, biological process: cellular response to misfolded protein. Gene Ontology annotation, cellular component: endoplasmic reticulum membrane. Gene Ontology annotation, molecular function: Hsp70 protein binding.
CCGCCCCCGCGCCGUCCAGGUUGGUCAGCUCCGAGCCUGCUGGCGCCCCGCACGGACCGCCGAGUCGGCAGGGACAGCCAAGCCCUGGAGCUCUGUCCGGGGGCCGCGAAGGAUGCAGCUCGCGCGGUAGUUGCCCGCGGGGGGCGGGGAGGCCGCCGUGAGGAGGCGGAGCUGCGAGCCCGCCAGUGCGCCCGGGCCUCGCCGCCGCCGCCGCGGUCUCCUGCGCUCCUCCCCGUUCGCCUCCGCACGCCCCCGUCCCCGGCCGGCCUCGCCUCCACGGCGGCGGCGGCUUCCGCCCCUCGUAGCUGCGCUCCCGCAGGAAACGGAAGAAGGCGCAAGCCAUGGAGGGGAACCGGGACGAGGCGGAGAAAUGUGUCGAGAUCGCCCGGGAGGCCCUGAACGCCGGCAACCGCGAGAAGGCCCAGCGCUUCCUGCAGAAGGCCGAGAAGCUCUACCCGCUGCCCUCGGCCCGCGCACUACUAGAAAUAAUUAUGAAAAAUGGAAGCACUGCGGGAAAUAGCCCUCAUUACCGAAAACCAUCAGGUAGUGGGGAUCAAAGCAAGCCUAACUGCACAAAGGACAACUCGUCUGGUAGUGGUGAAAGUGGAAAAGGCUACACCAAAGACCAAGUGGAUGGAGUUCUCAGCAUAAACAAAUGUAAAAAUUACUAUGAAGUGCUUGGAGUUACCAAAGAUGCUGGUGAUGAAGAUUUGAAAAAAGCUUAUAGAAAGCUUGCUUUGAAAUUUCAUCCAGACAAAAACCACGCACCUGGAGCAACAGAUGCUUUUAAAAAGAUUGGAAACGCUUAUGCUGUUUUAAGCAAUCCAGAAAAACGGAAACAGUAUGACCUCACAGGCAAUGAAGAUCAAGCAUGUAAUCACCAGAACAAUGGCAGAUUUAAUUUCCACAGAGGUUGUGAAGCUGAUAUAACUCCAGAAGACUUGUUUAAUAUAUUCUUUGGUGGUGGAUUUCCUUCAGGUAGUGUCCAUUCAUUUUCAAAUGGACGAGCUGGUUAUAGCCAUCAACAUCAGCAUCGACAUAGUGGACAUGAAAGAGAAGAAGAAAGAGGAGAUGGAGGUUUUUCUGUAUUUAUCCAGCUGAUGCCCAUUAUUGUAUUGAUCCUCGUGUCAUUAUUAAGCCAGCUGAUGGUCUCUAAUCCUCCUUAUUCCUUAUAUCCCAGAUCUGGAUCAGGGCAAACGAUUAAAAUGCAGACAGAAAACUUGGGUGUCGUUUAUUAUGUCAACAAGGACUUUAAAAAUGAAUAUAAAGGAAUGUUACUACAAAAAGUAGAAAAGAGUGUGGAAGAAGAUUAUGUGACUAAUAUUCGAAAUAAUUGCUGGAAAGAAAGACAACAAAAAACAGAUAUGCAGUACGCAGCAAAAGUGUACCGUGAUGAACGACUCCGAAGGAAGGCAGAUGCCUUGAGCAUGGACAACUGUAAAGAACUGGAGCGGCUGACCAGUAUUUAUAAAGGAGGAUGAACUGGAAUUUUAUUUAUACCUUUUAGAAUACUCUUUAUUUUUCCUGUAAGUAAGUUUAGUUUCAUCAUGAGAGCUAAAGAAAAAGAUUUGAUGUUGAAAACUAAACUGAAUAGUUGGUCCCUGAAAUCUUGGACUGUUUAUGACCUACUGGCUCCUUUAAAUAAUAAGAAACUGAAAACUAAAAUUCAUAUUUUAGUUAUGCUUCUGCAGUUAUUUUCACUUUAAAAGCUUAUAUGAUUCCUAACUAAAAAUGUCUUGAGAAAGGAUUAUCACACCUGUAGCAGUUUCUGGUUUUCGAUUCUCCAUUUUUUUUCCCUUGUCAUAUUUGUAAAUACUUAUGGAAUGAUCAUUUUGUAUAUAUUCAGGUUAUUGCUUUUUUAUUUAAAUUCUUUUGGUGUUUAGCUCCAUGAAACACUCAAGUUUAAAUUGAUGGAAUAAAUGUUCUAUGACAGAAUUACAUUUUCUUUGUCAGAUGUCUAAUGUGUGGAGUUUACAAUGAAACUUUAUCAAAAAGAAAGAAAAUAGCAAAAGCUGUUUAACUUUGUGUAAAGUCUUGUAGCAUUAUCAGCUAGAGGGAAUUGAUAUUUUUAAUAUUGCCAUUAUAUUCCAAAAUAUAUAUUGAGACAAAUGAACUGGUGUAAAGUAUCAGUUUGCUGUUUAUUUAGUUUUAUGAAUUGCUAAGCCAUGCAUAGAAAUGAAAUGCUAUACUGAUAUUUUUUAUUUAUUUUUUGUCUUUUUGCCAUUUUCUUGGGCCACUCCCGCGGCAUACGGAGGUUCCCAGGCUAGGGGGUGAAUCGGAGCUGUUAGACGCCCGCCUACGCCAGAGCCACAGCAACGCAGGAUCCGAGCCGCAUCUGCGACCUACACCACAGCUCAUGGCAACGCGGGAUCCUUAACCCACUGAGCAAGGCCAGGGACCGAACCUGCAACCUCAUGGUUCCUAGUCGGAUUCGUUAACCACUGCGCCACAACGGGAACUCUGAAAUGCUAUACUGAUAGAUUUUAAAGAAAGUAUGAGGAAAUGGCUAUAUAAAUACUAACCAAAAAGGGUCUUCAGCAGUAAAUUAUAGUUAUAUCAUUUGCAAUCCCAAUAACUAAAAGACCCCCAAAUGUUUAUAUAUAUAUGUUUUUGAAGGCUGCUAAAACUUACGAAGAAAAGGACCUGUUUUUUUCCCCCAUGGAAAUUUGCAGUUUCUUUUUAGUGAUCACUUAAGCAGGAUCCAAAAGUAAAUAGAUUCUUAUUAUUGUCUAAGUAAGAAGAAAAAUUAAUACUGAAAUGACGCUUUUGUGCCUUUUAACCUGAUUGCCAACUCUUAAACAUAUAACUAGAUUACAGCACACUUACUUGAUCAGAGCAUGAUCUGUUUGGCCAUAUGCAACAGUAAGCAGAACUAUAGCAGCAGGUAGAAUAGUGAUUUGUAGCAAGUUAUCCUUAUAAAAAUUUGAGCUAAAAUCUAUUCACCAUUGAAUAAUUCAAUUAAUCCUGUAGGAAUAAGCUCCUUAUAAUUAAAUCCAUAAUAUAAAUUAGAAAAAUCAGCUGGAAAUUGAAGUUUUUGGUGCCUGUAUAUUGGGUAUGAAACUAUUUGAUUUCUAGUCUUCUCUGUUUAACAGUUGUAAUAUUUUAAUGGUUUUGCUUUCAUACUCAUUUAACAGAACAUGAACACGUCUUUGGGAGUUUUUGUGUGUGUUUUAGAGUGGCAGUGUUAUUUAAAGAUUUUUUUCUGAAUGUAGUUAAUUUAUAUAGCAUCCAUUGAAUAGAAUUUCCCAAAUGACCAUUCUUUUUAAAAUGUUCUCUUGCACCCCCUUUUCUAGAUAAAUCAAUAGAAACACCUGAUUGAAUUAGUAGUUUAACUAAACAACAUGCUGUCCUAUGAAAACUAGACAGCUUAACCAACUUUCUUUUAGAAAUGCAACCAUAAAAAAAAAUAGUAUGCUAGAAAGAAAAUAUCAUUUAAAAUAUUUUCUUCAGCCUAUAGAAUGAGUUUCUGAAAAAUAAGGUCAUAGCAUUCUAAUUAACUUUGAAGGUUUAUAUGCAUCAGGAAACUUAUACAAAUUUAAGUGAAAAAAUUAUACCCCUUUUUUUCCAGUUUUAAUGGGAAAUUUAUACUACUAUAAUUGACGCUUCUGUGAAUUGAACUCAUGUUGACUGAUUCUUUUUCCCUUAAUCCCGUUUUUAAGGGGAUAGAUGAAGUUACCAAGUGAAGUUAUUUAUAUAUUAUGGAGUCAUACAUGGCUUUUGAACAGUAUUAUAUUUCAGUUGCAUUACAUUAUGUUUCAUAAAAUAUAUUUGAUAAAAUAAAAUUUUCGAAGAACUGUGGGAAAUGACUAAUCGAGUGCCUGACAGAUUAGCCACAUGUAAGGUGUGCAAGUAAAGAGUAGGUUCUUAACGUCACCUUCAUCGUGGUGUAAAGGCCUGUCCAAGGGUCUUAGAAUUUAGGGUGAAUUCUACAAAGUAAAAAAAUGGCAAAUACGUUGAAAUGUAAGACUUUCACAUUUGCUCCUCUUCUAACAAAAGUUCCACCGUUUUGCCGUCUUGUUUUUAGUUUCCUGGGUUUUGCAAUUUCAUUUGAUGAUUUGUACUGUUCAUUUUAAUCAUUGCCUGACCGCCCUUAAUCUCUGAGUACUGCUUUACUGGCUUUUCUAACUGGUGUUUUAGAAGCUUGGCAACAGUAAUAUUUAUUAAUGCUUUACAUUUUUAUCCCUUUUUAAACACACACACACUAACAUCAUUGUCCUUGUGAGGAGUUAGGGGAAAGUAAAUAGUACCUUUUCUCCUCCUCCUUUGAGUCCUUGUUUCCAAACAGGUGCUAGUCAUUUGUAAAUCUUGGAAUCUAUUUUGAUCUAAUCUGAGAAUUCAAUUCUCAGCAAUGAGAAAUAAUUGACGAUAAUAAAUGAAAACAAUAUGUUUUGGGAACAGACUGCAUUCGAAUGCUUAAACAUUUGUUUCAUAAUCAUUACAUUCUUAUUUAUGAUUUGCAAAGAUUUGGUAGAGAAAAGUUCAAGCCAUUCUGCUUUUAUGUUAGCUCAGGUGUUAUUUGGAACACGAAGGUAGAAUUCCAGCCCUUUGCUUUACUUGCACUUUUAAGCUUAAGUGUUAUUCCUGUUAAAUCCUAAGUUAUACUAGUAUGUAAAAUGGUUACUGAAAGAAAUAGUUAAUUUCUUGAUUUCCCCUUGUUAAUCUGUAAUAUUUUUAAUGCAGCUGUUAUUUAACAAAUGUGACAUAGUAAUGUUAUUUAAUAAUGAAGUCUUAAACAUUAAAAAAAGUAGAUCUCCCACCUGUGUUAAGGCAGUGAACUAUUUCUUGAUGUUGGCCUGAGGACCAAACGAGCCAUCUUUUUAGUUAAGAAAGGACCAAAUGGUUUAAACAGAGAAUUUGUGCAUUUUUUAGCUUCCCCAUUUGAAGCUUGGAUUCAGUCCCACUCAUACUACUACUGCCUGUCUUCACACUGAGUGAAUUAACUAAAAGGGCAUUCAUAGUCUUUUAACUGAACAGAAAGACUUCUGAAAAUGAACAUUAUAUCGUAAUUUUAAUCUGUACUAGAUAGCUGAAAAACCUUGUCUCUUGGCCGUAUUGGACUACUGCCUAGUUAAAAUCCAUGAAAAUCUCUAUAACUUCCAAAGUUUUUUAAUUCUAAUUUUUAAGUUCAAAGAGAAAGUGGAUAGAAUGAAGAUCUUCAAGAAUUCUUUAAUAAUCCCUUUAAUAAUCUGGCAGGCAACACAGUCCUAGAAUUCAGGCUUCCUUUUUGGUUUUAUUACUAUUAAAUGACAGUGUCAUAUAAAUGGAAACAUUUUCCCUCAAAACAUUAAUUCAGAACAUAUUCCUUAUAUUAAGGAUUAUGUAACCACGUUUUUUGUAUAUUCCUUGUGUGUAACUUUCCUGUUGGUACGUGAUUCCUUUUCCUUUAAUUUUAUUAUCUGCUGGUUUGGGGGCCAAUAGAUUUGUGAAUAUUUUGUGGAUGUGUCUAUGUAUAGGUGUGUAUAUAUAUAUACAUAUAUAUAUAUAUAUUUUCCAGCUAAUACCUCAAAUGUGUGAUUGUUUAAUAUAUACCACACUAUGUUUGCACAGAGCAGGGCUUCCAUUAGCAGUGGAUUUUCUUAUUUCUAACUUGGAAAAUCAGUCCACAGAAUUUCAUUGGUGUGAAUUUUUUCUGUUCAUCUCUUACAUAUUUUAAAACAAGAUUAUUAUCAUAAGGCCCAUACUUCAAGUAUAAUUGUACCUUUCUAUAUCUAGCAGUCUGGAAAUUUGUAGGGGGUAAGAAGUGUUUCUUGAAAUGUCUGAGUUUAGUAAAUUAUUAUUAAAAAUUGGAAUUACUGGUUGCCACGCUGUCUGGUAACUGCAUAGCAGAUGACAUCGAGCAUGACUGUGAAUGUGUUUCAUUCAUUUCAGCACAGGAGUUGGGACAUUCUCAUCUGAUAUUCUGCUCUGCCAUUGAAGAGCACCACUAAAAUAGAGAUGUUUUAGUGACAUUGGAGUUAUCUUAAGCAUCAGUUUUUUAAGUGAAUUGUUUUGGCUUCUAUAUGGAUGGAUGCCUAUAUCAAUGAGAAGAAAGAAACUCACAAUAAAUGAUAUUUUUGUAAUUUAUUUGUAUUAAGAAAUGCUCCUUUUUUGUUUUUUGUUUUUUUCAAUUUUUGGAUUGCUACAUAAGACUUUCCCAUUUAAAGUUUAGAUCAUGUGUUUUUAAAAGCUGCAGGUAAUUUUCAAGGUGUGAUGGAAUUUUAAUGGAAGCCUUGUAUAAGUUAAAUGAAGUGAACCUGAUAAAGGAGAUCUUUAUUUGUCUAUAGUGCAUUCAAGAUUAUACAAUUAGAUUUAAAAUGAAAUGUCUGAUUUGUAAUAUAUUUAAUGUUAUAUCAGACUUAUAUAAAAUUUUCUGUGUGAGAACUCUGUUAAAGAAAAUGCAUUUGAUUUUUAAUGAAUGUUUUACUGAAUGGUUUAUGAUGAUUUUUUUUGUCUUUCCGUCUCUACAGUUUAUCUCAAUAUAUGAAUAAAAAGAAGGUCUGUUCUCACUGUAAA